UUUUGGUGAAGGAAUGCUUGUCACCUACUCCUUUUAAGUUCCCAAUCUCUCUCCAAUACUAGUAGCAUUCUCCAAAGGCCAUAGCUUUAGAGAGAGAAAGAGAGAGAGGAGGGCCUUAAAGCUCUGAUCUUUGCUCUGCUCUGCUGUGUACUGUGACAAUGGAGAGGCACAGAUGCAAGCUUUGCUCCAGGGCUUUUGCUAAUGGCAGAGCAUUGGGUGGUCACAUGAAGGCUCACCUCGCAACUUUUCCUCUUCCACCCAAAACCCACCAACUCACUGAGUCCGACUCGUCUUCGUCUUCCUCCUCCGGCGAAGAACCAGAAGAAGAAGAGCAGCAUUUACAAGAAGAAGAAGGAGAGGAAAAGGGUUUGAUUUAUGGGCUGAGAGAGAACCCAAAGAGGAGUUUCCGGCUUGCAGAUCCUGAGUUUUCUUUUGUUAAUGCUGGGUCGGUGAUUCAAGACAGGGAGAGUGAGACCGAGUCAAAAAACCCAACUCGAAGACGAUCUAAGCGGAACCGGAGAUCAUUCGUUGUUGUUACAGAGAAUCUGCAGAGCCCGAAUUUGGAGUUGAAGAAAAAAACCACGUUGACAAUCUCAACACCGCCGCGUUUGGCCGAGUCUCCUCCUCCGGCUGCUGAGCCAGAACCGGUGAGCUCGGUCUCCGAUACUUCUCCGGAAGAAGAUGUUGCUAUGUGCCUUAUGAUGCUGUCAAGAGAUGUGCGGAUGGUAAGAUCAAAUGAUCAUCAGCACGCAGAUCAAUUGGUUCAAGCUCAAGAACAACAGGGUAAACAAGUAGUAGCUGAGAAGUUGGACGGGAUCAAAUUGAAGAAACUUCGAGGGAAGAACCGGUGUGAGAAAUGCAACAAACUGUUUCGAUCUUUUCAAGCAAUGUGCGGGCACAAAAAGAUUUGUUUUCGCAACGAGGAGGAAGCAAUCAACAAUGCAGGUGGUGAGAAGCUGUUUGAGUGCCCGUUUUGUUACAAGAUAUUUGGUUCCGGUCAAGCUCUUGGCGGUCACAAAAGAUCUCACCUUUCGGGUUCUUCAAGAUCAAUGGUUGUAUCAGUGGCUGCAAAAACUGAAGUUAGAGAGGGUUUCAUAGAUCUCAACCUGCCUGCUCCGGAAGACGAUGAUGAUUUCAGCGUGCUAUCGGAUGCCUAA
Molecule: messenger RNA, 1157 nt
Organism: Pyrus x bretschneideri (Chinese white pear)
Lineage: Eukaryota; Viridiplantae; Streptophyta; Magnoliopsida; Rosales; Rosaceae
Product: zinc finger protein ZAT4-like
Exons: 1
Coding region: 159-1157 (332 amino acids)
Biological process (GO): regulation of DNA-templated transcription
Source: RefSeq, a predicted model, not a curated record